UUUCAGAAUACGUUGAUAACAACAUAAAACUAGUCCUGUAGCUCGAGUCGUCUGAAUUAGUUGCAUUUCAAACGCGGUUUCGGGAAGAUCGCAAUGCUGAUUAAAACGUGUACGUUGUUCAAAUUCCAUAGCGAUUCGGAUUCAGUGCAAAAGAUGUCUACUAAACGGAAUUCGAUUUUAGUAUCAUUCACAACUUUAGUUUUGAUUUUAUUGCAAACGAUUAUUCAAGUGAACGCCCUCGUUGAUGAUAGCUCGAAAGGAAGGCGAUUUAUCUGCCAUUACACGACAUGGUCCCGCACGCGGCAGGGUGAGAAGGCCUACACGAUCGAGGACAUUCCAGGAGAUUUGUGUUCUCAUGUAGUGUACAACUUCGUUGCCGUACACGAAAGUACGUACGAAGUGACGGCAAUGCAACCCGAUUUCGAUAUUGAAGAAAAUGGUUUCCGACGUUUCGCCGCGUUGAAAGAUAAGUUUCCGAACCUGAAACUGUUGGCUGCCAUUGGCGGUUGGGGUCAUGGCGGCGAAAAGUUCAGCAAGAUGACUGAGACACGUGAUCGACGGAAACGGUUUGUGGCAAGUGCUGUGAAAUUCUUACAUAAAUAUGGCUUUGAUGGGUUAGAGGUUGUCUGGCUGUAUCCGGGAAAUUUUGAGCGCGGCGGCAGCGCUAAUGACAAGGACAAUUUCUACUAUCUAAUCCGGGAGCUGCAGAAGGCCUUCUCCGACGCUAACCGGGGGUGGGAGGUUAGUGUGCAAGUCCCAGCGGAUAAAUCGCGGCUCGAUGUCGGUUACCAGAUCGAUGCGCUUUGCGAGGUUGCAGAUUUUAUUCAUGUUAUCGGCUAUGAUUUACGCGGCUGGUGGAAUAAUUUUGCAGAUGUGCAUAGCCCAAUGGCGGAUCGCUCACACGAUGAAGGUAAUUUCGUAGGGCUAAAUGUUCAAAAUGGAGUCAACCAUUGGUUACAUGGAGGUUGCCUGCCUAGUAAAGUAGUGCUUGGCGUCCCGCUGUUCGGUCGAACAUAUCUGUUGGAUACACCGGAAGGCAACAGUGUGGGAUCCCCAACUAUAGGCGCAGGAUCCGCUGGCGAAUACACAAACGAACCAGGAUACCUUGGCUAUUGUGAAAUCUGCCCGUUGCUGCCUCAGAUGACAUUGCAGUGGGAUGAGAUGGCACAAUGUCCAUAUGCAUUUAACAAAGUUGAGUGGAUUGGAUACGAGGAUGAAAGAUCACUGAGAGCAAAAAUCGACUGGGCAGUGCAAAACCGUCUGGCUGGAAUAUAUGCUUUCUCACUUGAUUUGGACGACUAUCGCGGUACUUGUGGAAAAGCAUAUCCAUUGACUAGACUUAUUUCAAAAUACUACGAAGAAACUAAGAAGGAUACUUUGGUCACGUGGCCCAGAGAAAACACAAAAGUGUGAUUAUAAUAAUUAUUAGAUAUAUCAUAUUUCAUUCGAUGUACUUAUGGCUUACAGCAUUAAUGUAACUCCUGUUUUAUGUCAGACUUGGUAUUUAUUUUCUUCAUCUUUAUUGCAUGUAGAUUAAAACACAAUGAAAAUA
Molecule: messenger RNA, 1552 nt
Organism: Armigeres subalbatus
Lineage: Eukaryota; Metazoa; Arthropoda; Insecta; Diptera; Culicidae
Product: endochitinase-like
Exons: 2
Coding region: 94-1413 (439 amino acids)
Biological process (GO): chitin catabolic process; carbohydrate metabolic process
Cellular component (GO): extracellular region
Molecular function (GO): chitinase activity; chitin binding
Source: RefSeq, a predicted model, not a curated record